Messenger RNA from Amyelois transitella, 1532 nucleotides. RefSeq names its product synaptosomal-associated protein 29 (gene Snap29). The transcript has a single exon. The record is from RefSeq and is a predicted model, not a curated record. Lineage: Eukaryota; Metazoa; Arthropoda; Insecta; Lepidoptera; Pyralidae. Gene Ontology annotation, molecular function: syntaxin binding; SNAP receptor activity. Gene Ontology annotation, biological process: synaptic vesicle priming; synaptic vesicle fusion to presynaptic active zone membrane; exocytosis. Bases 343 to 1161 code for a protein of 272 amino acids. Gene Ontology annotation, cellular component: SNARE complex; plasma membrane.
CCACUUUAUGUACGUUAAUAUCUUUACACUACAGCAACAGAUAACUUUGACGUUGAUAUAGGACAAUGUCGAAAUAAACCAAUCGCAAUCACAGAAAUUGUCAAUUGCAACGCAAUCCAUCAAUGUGGCAACACAUAACUUUGACACAACACAACUCUGACAGCGCCAGUUGAAUGACUCAGGAGUAGGAAGAAAAGGAAGAUAAUUUGAUGUGAAAGGCAAAUCAGUAAUAAUUUUUUUCCUCAUUACAUUUAUAGUGAGUGGGUGUUUUAGUUUCAGUUACAAACAAAGUAAUAUACCUAGGUUUGUUUUUGGCACUUGUUUAGAGCUGUGCUGUACGUAAUGUCUGGACACAAGAGCACUAUCAAUGCUAACAAUUUAUUCGAAGAUGAUGUGGACGACAAUACCUUUGUUAACAGCUACAGAUCAAGGUUUCCUCCACCUCAGCAGUCAGCUUCAUCAGCGAACUAUGGAGGCCACAUUGCGGAACUUGAGCGUCAGCGACAAAUGAUGCUACAAAAACAAAAGGAAAUAGAACAACGCACGCUUGACUCAUCGUGUCGAAGUAUAGGGCUUCUGCGCGAGUCAGAGCAAAUCGGUAUUGCAACAGCGGAAGAACUUACUCGCCAGCGGGAACAACUCCAAAACACUAACAAGAGACUAGAUGAAAUUAACACAAAUUUAAAUUACAGCCAGAAACAUCUGAAUGGUAUCAAAUCUGUUUUUUAUGGGCUUAAAAACUACAUUUCUGGAAAAAGUGACAAAACACCUCCUCGCAGUCAAACGUCACCUGAUACUGCCAGCCUGGGAGGUCCAAGCAACAGCAGAUUGAUGGAAACAUUAGAAAAUCUUCAACCAGCUUCAGAUUCAUAUGAGCAACCUUCACGUUUUGAUGGCCACCCAUCUACAAGGCUCCGCGGCUUGGACCAACAGACAAUGUCUCAGCCAGUAACUGACAGCCAACGGGUGAAUGAGAUGCUUGAUGCUAAUUUGGAUGAGAUGGUACAUGCAAUAUCGAGACUCAAGGGGCUGGGAACAGCUUUGGGUGAGGAAAUUGAGCAGCAAAAUCAUUUAAUUGAUACUAUACAUGAUAAAGUUGAGGGCACUGACAUAAAGAUUGGAAAACAAAAUAAACAGAUGAAUAAGCUACUUGGAAAAUGAAAGUUUUUAAAGAUAAAUUGCAGUAUAGUAAUAAAAAUGUAUAAAUCCUAAGUUGUAUAAAUAUAAAUUUCAUUUAGUUAAUCAAAAAUACUUGUACAUAUUAUUAUAAGCAAUAUAGGUUUCUUUUCUAUCCAAUUUUAAUUAACGAAAUCCUCAUAUUCUGUAAGGUAAUAUAUUACACUAUGAUAAUGAGUGAUAAAUAUAAUUAGCAGUGUAUAACUUGCUUAUCAACAUUACAACCUCAUGUUAUAUCAAUAAUAUGCCAACUGUUUGUAUUUAAUAAAAAAUGGGAGCCACAGGAUACAUAUUUUUUAUUUUAAAAAUUAAGCAUAGAUCUCUGCCCAAGAGUAAUUAUAUAAUAUCUGUGUUGA